GUACGAGGCUCUGAUGCAGCCAAUCUCGCGAUGACACGUGGCGUGCAGCGCGACAUGUGGCGGCACCAGUUCCCCGCCAGCUGUACCGGGCGGCGGCUGAUGCUGUCGCGGUGGCCCGGGCUGCACCAUGGGAUGGGGAGCAUGAUCCAUGUGGUGGGGGCGUAUCUGAGCAUUGCCAUGCGCAGCAACCGCACUCUAGUGCUCAUGCCAGGCACCUUUAAGCGAGCUGGGCGCGAGUGUGAAGACCUGCGCCAGGCGCAGCAGUGGGAGUGCUACUUCUUCCCCAUCGCCUCCCCUGCAUGUGUGCAAGAGGCCAUGGCAGCACAUGAGAGGGGGGAGGCUCCGGAUAUUCGAGGGGAUGACGUGCGAGAGAGCAUGCUGGCUGGCGACACACAGGUGGUCUACCUCGCACUCUCAUCGCUCUAUGGGGACGUUGAUGCUGCCAAACUGCAACUGGGCAAACCAUGGCUGGAUCGGCCUUACACUGUUAAACAGCAAAACUCCAUCCCGAGCAUGUACCCGGACUGGAUGAUGGCUCGGUGGUGGCGAGCUCAAGCCGCCCGUUUCUUGCUCCGCUGGCCGUCUGCUCAUCUCUGCCACGUCAUCAACCACGUCCGCCACGUCAGCUACGGCCGCCUCAUGGCCGAUCGUGUGGCAGCAGUCGCUGCCCAGCAGGCGAGCAUCAUCGAAUCGCUGAACGCCACCUCGGGUGCCAGCUCAGCAGCCACGUCAGAUGCCAGCUCAGUGGCCACGUCAGCUGCCAGCUCAACAGCAGAAAUAGGAGAUCCGCUGGACGAUCUGCUGCUCCUGGUUGCAGCCAAGGCACGGGAAACAGGGAGGGAGAUCCUUGCAGCGAAUGGCAGCGCGACACGUGUACAGUCGUUGCAGUCGCAUAUCUGGCCAAUGAAAGGGGUUACUGGAUGCUCAGGCAUGGAAAGUGGGCAGACGAGGGAGGGGGGAAGUGCGGACACGGGGGUGGGGGGGGGGGUGCAGAUGGUGCGGCCAGUGGUGAGCGUGCAUGUGCGGCUGAGUGACAAAGGGUCCGAGAUGGAUCUUCACCCGCUGCCGGCGUUCAUGCUCGUGGCUGCCCGGCUGAGAGCUCACCGGCCGGACCUGAAGCACGUUUGGCUGAGCACAGAGGUGCAGGUAAGAGGAGGGCGCGGUGAGGCCGGCGAUGCUUUUUUAUGCACCUCAAUGGUGCGGCCAGUGGUGAGCGUGCAUGUGCGGCUGAGAGACAAAGGGUAUGAGAUGGAGCUUCACCCUCUGCCGGCGUUCAUGCUUGCGGCUACCCGGCUGAGAGCUCACCGGCCGGACCUGAAGCAUGUCUGGCUGAGCACAAAAGUGCAGCUGCCAUUUCUCACGCAUUCAGCUGCCAUUUCUCACGCAUUCAGCUGCCAUUUCUCACGCAUUCAGCUGCCAUUUCUCACGCAUUCAGCUGCCAUUUCUCACGCAUUCAGCUGCCAUUUCUCACGCAUUCAGCUGCCAUUUCUCACGCAUUCAGCUGCCAUUUCUCACGCAUUCAGCUGCCAUUUCUCACGCAUUCAGCUGCCAUUUCUCACGCAUUCAGCUGCCAUUUCUCACGCAUUCAGCUGCCAUUUCUCACGCAUUCAGCUGCCAUUUCUCACGCAUUCAGCUGCCAUUUCUCACGCAUUCAGCUGCCAUUUCUCACGCAUUCAGCUGCCAUUUCUCACGCAUUCAGCUGCCAUUUUUCACGCAUUCAGCUGCCAUUUCUCACGCAUUCAGCUGCCAUUUCUCACGCAUUCAGCUGCCAUUUCUCACGCAUUCAGCUGCCAUUUCUCACGCAUUCAGCUGCCAUUUCUCACGCAUUCAGCUGCCAUUUCUCACGCAUUCAGCUGCCAUUUCUCACGCAUUCAGCUGCCAUUUCUCACGCAUUCAGCUGCCAUUUCUCACGCAUUCAGCUGCCAUUUCUCACGCAUUCAGCUGCCAUUUCUCACGCAUUCAGCUGCCAUUUCUCACGCAUUCAGCUGCCAUUUCUCACGCAUUCAGCUGCCAUUUCUCACGCAUUCAGCUGCCAUUUCUCACGCAUUCAGCUGCCAUUUCUCACGCAUUCAGCUGCCAUUUCUCACGCAUUCAGCUGCCAUUUCUCACGCAUUCAGCUGCCAUUUCUCACGCAUUCAGCUGCCAUUUCUCACGCAUUCAGCUGCCAUUUCUCACGCAUUCAGCUGCCAUUUCUCACGCAUUCAGCUGCCAUUUCUCACGCAUUCAGCUGCCAUUUCUCACGCAUUCAGCUGCCAUUUCUCACGCAUUCAGCUGCCAUUUCUCACGCAUUCAGCUGCCAUUUCUCACGCAUUCAGCUGCCAUUUCUCACGCAUUCAGCUGCCAUUUCUCACGCAUUCAGCUGCCAUUUCUCACGCAUUCAGCUGCCAUUUCUCACGCAUUCAGCUGCCAUUUCUCACGCAUUCAGCUGCCAUUUCUCACGCAUUCAGCUGCCAUUUCUCACGCAUUCAGCUGCCAUUUCUCACGCAUUCAGCUGCCAUUUCUCACGCAUUCAGCUGCCAUUUCUCACGCAUUCAGCUGCCAUUUCUCACGCAUUCAGCUGCCAUUUCUCACGCAUUCAGCUGCCAUUUCUCACGCAUUCAGCUGCCAUUUCUCACGCAUUCAGCUGCCAUUUCUCACGCAUUCAGCUGCCAUUUCUCACGCAUUCAGCUGCCAUUUCUCACGCAUUCAGCUGCCAUUUCUCACGCAUUCAGCUGCCAUUUCUCACGCAUUCAGCUGCCAUUUCUCACGCAUUCAGCUGCCAUUUCUCACGCAUUCAGCUGCCAUUUCUCACGCAUUCAGCUGCCAUUUCUCACGCAUUCAGCUGCCAUUUCUCACGCAUUCAGCUGCCAUUUCUCACGCAUUCAGCUGCCAUUUCUCACGCAUUCAGCUGCCAUUUCUCACGCAUUCAGCUGCCAUUUCUCACGCAUUCAGCUGCCAUUUCUCACGCAUUCAGCUGCCAUUUCUCACGCAUUCAGCUGCCAUUUCUCACGCAUUCAGCUGCCAUUUCUCACGCAUUCAGCUGCCAUUUCUCACGCAUUCAGCUGCCAUUUCUCACGCAUUCAGCUGCCAUUUCUCACGCAUUCAGCUGCCAUUUCUCACGCAUUCAGCUGCCAUUUCUCACGCAUUCAGCUGCCAUUUCUCACGCAUUCAGCUGCCAUUUCUCACGCAUUCAGCUGCCAUUUCUCACGCAUUCAGCUGCCAUUUCUCACGCAUUCAGCUGCCAUUUCUCACGCAUUCAGCUGCCAUUUCUCACGCAUUCAGCUGCCAUUUCUCACGCAUUCAGCUGCCAUUUCUCACGCAUUCAGCUGCCAUUUCUCACGCAUUCAGCUGCCAUUUCUCACGCAUUCAGCUGCCAUUUCUCACGCAUUCAGCUGCCAUUUCUCACGCAUUCAGCUGCCAUUUCUCACGCAUUCAGCUGCCAUUUCUCACGCAUUCAGCUGCCAUUUCUCACGCAUUCAGCUGCCAUUUCUCACGCAUUCAGCUGCCAUUUCUCACGCAUUCAGCUGCCAUUUCUCACGCAUUCAGCUGCCAUUUCUCACGCAUUCAGCUGCCAUUUCUCACGCAUUCAGCUGCCAUUUCUCACGCAUUCAGCUGCCAUUUCUCACGCAUUCAGCUGCCAUUUCUCACGCAUUCAGCUGCCAUUUCUCACGCAUUCAGCUGCCAUUUCUCACGCAUUCAGCUGCCAUUUCUCACGCAUUCAGCUGCCAUUUCUCACGCAUUCAGCUGCCAUUUCUCACGCAUUCAGCUGCCAUUUCUCACGCAUUCAGCUGCCAUUUCUCACGCAUUCAGCUGCCAUUUCUCACGCAUUCAGCUGCCAUUUCUCACGCAUUCAGCUGCCAUUUCUCACGCAUUCAGCUGCCAUUUCUCACGCAUUCAGCUGCCAUUUCUCACGCAUUCAGCUGCCAUUUCUCACGCAUUCAGCUGCCAUUUCUCACGCAUUCAGCUGCCAUUUCUCACGCAUUCAGCUGCCAUUUCUCACGCAUUCAGCUGCCAUUUCUCACGCAUUCAGCUGCCAUUUCUCACGCAUUCAGCUGCCAUUUCUCACGCAUUCAGCUGCCAUUUCUCACGCAUUCAGCUGCCAUUUCUCACGCAUUCAGCUGCCAUUUCUCACGCAUUCAGCUGCCAUUUCUCACGCAUUCAGCUGCCAUUUCUCACGCAUUCAGCUGCCAUUUCUCACGCAUUCAGCUGCCAUUUCUCACGCAUUCAGCUGCCAUUUCUCACGCAUUCAGCUGCCAUUUCUCACGCAUUCAGCUGCCAUUUCUCACGCAUUCAGCUGCCAUUUCUCACGCAUUCAGCUGCCAUUUCUCACGCAUUCAGCUGCCAUUUCUCACGCAUUCAGCUGCCAUUUCUCACGCAUUCAGCUGCCAUUUCUCACGCAUUCAGCUGCCAUUUCUCACGCAUUCAGCUGCCAUUUCUCACGCAUUCAGCUGCCAUUUCUCACGCAUUCAGCUGCCAUUUCUCACGCAUUCAGCUGCCAUUUCUCACGCAUUCCUCAUCCUGCCACGCAUGCGCAUCCUCCAAUAUGCCAGUCAGUCCAGUCCUCUCCAAUCUCCUUGUUUCUACCUUUUACUACAACUUUCUUUGUGA
Molecule: messenger RNA, 4587 nt
Organism: Closterium sp. Naga37s-1
Lineage: Eukaryota; Viridiplantae; Streptophyta; Zygnematophyceae; Desmidiales; Closteriaceae
Source: the annotation of a GenBank genome assembly